Helianthus annuus (common sunflower) is the source of this 417-nucleotide messenger RNA. RefSeq lists its product as uncharacterized. The transcript has a single exon. Lineage: Eukaryota; Viridiplantae; Streptophyta; Magnoliopsida; Asterales; Asteraceae. The record is from RefSeq and is a predicted model, not a curated record. The coding region runs from base 1 to 417 and encodes 138 amino acids.
AUGAAGAGGAAGUUCGAGAUGAGUUCUUUAGGAGAAAUGACUAUGUUUUUGGGCCUGCAAGCUCAUCAGAACAAUCAAGGAAUCUUGAUUCAUCAGAGCAAAUACGUUCACGACGUUCUUGCUAAAUUCAGCAUGACAAACUCAAAGUCUAUAGACUCCCCAAUUGCAGAGCGGCUGUUGUUGACUGAGGAUCCUGAAGGAAGCUUUGUUAACCACACAUUGUAUCGAUCUAUGAUUGGUUCAUUAAUGUACUUAACUGCAAGCCGGCUAGACAUCAUGUUUGCCGUCUGUCAGUGUGCUCGGUAUCAGGCUAAUCGUAAACUCUCUCAUCUAACUGUUGUUAAAAGAAUUUUUAGAUAUCCGAAGGGAGAUCCUAAACUCGGACUCUGGUAUCCCAGAGAUUCGAACUUUGAUUAG